AAUUAGUAUAGAAUUAUUAAUUGGUCUAAUUAAGUUAUUUAGCAGUUAAUUAGUUUAUACAUUUUUUUCUUUUUCAGAGUUUAUUUUAGAAACUUAGUUUAUUUAUCCAAUUAAGUUAAUUUAUCAGAUUAUUCAGGGUUAUCGGCUUAGAAUUUAAUUAGAAUAGAAACUUAUUAAGUUGUUAGUUCAGUCAUAUAAGGUGUUUAAUCAUCAUGUCAGAAGAGGACCUUACACAGGAGGAACUGCAAAAGUUAGCUAAAUCUUUCAAGGAACUUGGAGUAAAACCAAAACUAAAAUCUGGAGAAGAACUUAAAUCCUGGUUGAUUAGUUAUGCUAAUUGGGCGGCACCAAGGACAUUGCAGAUGGACAUGCCUCAGGAUAAUGAUGCAUCAAGUAGUCCAAAAGAAACAACAUCAUAUACCACUAACACUCCGAAACUGCCAUUCUUUUCUGGAGAUAAGAAAGGCGAAACAUCAUAUGAUUUGUGGCGUUAUGAAGUUGAGUGUUUGAUUAGAGAUGGCGUUAAGACAUCAGCAGUUCUGCAGAGCAUCAGAAGAUCACUUCGAGGAAAUGCAGCAAGAGUCCUGAUGCGACUCGGAACAGAAGCAUCCAUUGAUGAAAUUUUGCAGAGAUUUGACAGCGUCUAUGGAAUUGUUGAUGACAAUGAGAAUCUUUUGUCCCAGUUUUACAGUGCAUCUCAAAAAGAAAAUGAAGAUGUUUCAGAAUGGAGCUGUCGAUUAGAGGAUCUGUUAAAUAAGGUGAUACAAAAUGGUGAAAUUGUUCCAACAAAUACAGAUCAGAUGUUACGAAACAUGUUCUGGAAUGGCCUUGCAGAAAGCCUAAAGGACAUAACUGGCCAUAUAUUUAAAGAGUGCAUUGACUUUGAUGAAUUAAGAAAGGCGAUUAGGAAGGUAGAACAAGAUAAGAUCAGACAUAAAGAUGCCAGUAAGAAAGCCACUAUCCAACAGACUGUUACCAGUGAUUCAAAGAUGGAUGAAUUGAAAGCAAUGAUUCAAAAGAUGGACACUAAAGUGAAUCAGAUGAAAGAAGAUAUUGAUGUUGUACGUCAGAAAUAUCAAACUGAGAAACCACAUAAUUCAAGAUUUCAAGGUCAAGGAGGAUAUUUUCAGGAUCAACAAUAUCAAGGAAAUUAUAGAAACAGAGGAAAAUAUUACCCACAAGAGAGAAGAAAUGAGGGAGAAGUUGUUUGUUAUAGAUGUGGACAAGUUGGACAUAUACAAUAUGGCUGUCGUGUUCGCUUGGACCACAAAAGAGAUUUAAACUCACAGCAACCUGCUUCGAGACGCGGACGCUAGGUUGUACUGAUAGACAGCGUCAAGUUCCAG
This is a messenger RNA of Magallana angulata, 1346 nucleotides long. RefSeq lists its product as uncharacterized. Gene Ontology annotation, molecular function: nucleic acid binding; zinc ion binding. The transcript has a single exon. NCBI's taxonomy places the organism in Eukaryota, Metazoa, Mollusca, Bivalvia, Ostreida, Ostreidae. Bases 213 to 1316 code for a protein of 367 amino acids. The record is from RefSeq and is a predicted model, not a curated record.